Molecule: messenger RNA, 705 nt
Organism: Belonocnema kinseyi
Lineage: Eukaryota; Metazoa; Arthropoda; Insecta; Hymenoptera; Cynipidae
Exons: 1
Coding region: 1-705 (234 amino acids)
Molecular function (GO): nucleic acid binding
Source: RefSeq, a predicted model, not a curated record
AUGGGAACCAAGAACCUGCGUACGACAGCUUACCAUCCAGCGGCGAACGGCAUGGUCGAGAGAUUACACCGACAACUAAAGGCAGCAAUUAAGUGUCACGAAAACGACGGAUGGGCCGAGGUCUUACCGAUUGUCCUUUUAGGUAUUCGAGCCUCAAUAAAAGAAGAUAUGAAGGCGAGCUCGUCUGAAUUGCUUUAUGGAACGACACUUCGGUUACCAGGCGAAUUUUUCCAAUCGAACACAAAGGAAAGCAACUCAGAUUUUGUGAAAGACCUUCGGAGGAAAAUGAGCCAGUUAAAACCAGUUCCAGGGACAAGGCAUGGGACAAGAAAAACAUUCAUUUUUAAGGAAUUAUCGUCUUUACCCUUCGUCUUCAUCAGACACGAUGCAGUACGAGGCCCUCUUCAACCACCCAACGACGGACCGUUUGAAGUAGUGCAGCGAUCUCCAAAAUUCUAUACGGUUUUAGUAAAAGGAAAACAAGUCAAUGUUUCCAUCGAUAUAUUAAAACCGGUGUUUGUACUUGGAGAAACGACGAAAAAAGAAAACGUAAAUAAUGAAGAAGCUGGACACGGCAAAGACGCCGAGGAACGGCAACCUCAACGACCAGAACAGCAACCACGUAGAAGAGAGGAACAGGCUCGCUUUAACACACGAUCAGGCAGAAGAGUUCGUUUCCCCGAACGGUUGCAAGCAGGUUUUUGA